UUUGCUUAUAUGAACCCUGAAGAUGGUAUGCCAGAUGAAGGUCUUCACGAACAUGGAGAUCACGGCAGGGAAAAUAGAGGUGGUAGACCUAGGUAUAGAGGCCCAAGAGGAGGACGACCUGGUAAAGAAAAUGGCGGCUAUUAUCUUAGGUGUCUUAUUCCUUGUAAAAUGGUUGGAGCUGUUAUUGGCACUAGUGGAAAUAAAAUCAAGAAAAUCACAGAGGCCACAAAUACUUCUAUUGACAUCCAUCGUAAAGAGGACAGAAGAGAGAUAGACAAGCUMGUGACAAUUCGUGGUAAUCCAGAUGAUUGCAGCAUGGCUAACAUGCAGAUUCACAAACUGAUGCGUGAAGAAACCGAUGAAUCACUUAGAAGGAAUGAGAUUGAAAUGAGGCUAGUGAUCCAUGACUGUCACGCUGGAAGGAUUAUUGGGAGAAAAGGUUGUAAUCUUAAAGGUAUCAUGGAAGAAACUGGCACAACGUCAAUAAAAGUUAGGUAAGUAGUUGGAGUGGUUAGAUACUGGUCUAUCACUAUAGUUAGCCCUGUUCCAUUCUAGGUCUUGGUAUCAUGUGUAAUUUGAGUAUGUACAAUUACNGGCUCUGAUGGCUCACCACCAGUAACUGAAGAUCAAGCUUUAGAAAACUGUAGAAUUGCUGAAAACCGUGUCAGCUCUAAAGUCCAUGAAUGUCUGAAAAAAGAUAUGGAGGACCUAAUGAAAUCUAAGCAGAUGCAACAUCCGUACUAUCCUCAGUCAAUGCCAUGGAACCAGCCUCCAUAUGGAAGCCAUAUGCCCCCUGUUGUCGGAGAAAUGCACGGUGGAAAUAUGAUGUCUCAUUACAAUCCAUACCAGCAAGCAAGUCCAUACCAUCAUGCACAGCAACCCAUGCAGGGUCACGAUAAUGAACCUAUCAAAACUCGUUUAGCUUUUCCUCAAAAAUACGCUGGCGCCGUCAUCGGCAGCAAAGGAUCGUUCUGCAAUUACAUGAAAACGCUCAGCCACGCCUCAAAGGUCCAUGUCUCUCCUGACGACAAGUCUGGUGAACGAUUCGUAGAAAUUAUUGGUUCUCCUUUAGCGCAAUAUUUUGCUCAGCACUGUGUGUAUUGCAAGCUUGCUGAACAAGGUUAUAGUAAUUCUGAUGGCGAACUAAAACUUCGUGUAGAGGUGUCUAUACCAGCCAAGGGCGCAACCCGUGGUAACAAAGAUACAAAUAUUAUUGGUCGAAUUAUAGGAAAAGGAGGUCAAAAUGUAAAAGGACUCGAACAUGAAACUAGAACAUAUGUCAAAGUAGCAACAAUAGAAGAUCAAGACGGCGAACCUAAAGAAGCAAUCGUACAGAUCGUAGGCAGUUUUGCAAGUAGCCAGCAUGCUCAAUUUAGAAUCAAUGAAAUGGUGAAACUUUGUCAACAAGAAGGCAAUGGCGGUGGAGGGAUGCCACCACCAGGUAGUCAUCAGGGGCCAGGKAAAAGGCCACCACCACCACCACCUCCUCAAUUGAGCUGAAACCACCACGGACAUCUGCAUCGAUAUAUCUUGUCAUUUUGGUCCCAAGCGAAUCACGGCUCAGUUUGACGUGCUAAAUCCUGGAAUCCUUUGGUCUUUUGGUAUUUGUGGAGUUUUAUUUCAUAUUCUCUUUUAAAAUCAUUAUAAACGACAGUGUAUCCUUGGGUGAUGUUUUUCGUGUCUUUAACGCUGUUAUCAUGAUGCGAAUUCAUGGACAGCGAUCACAGACUGCGUCAAACUAUUUUAUAUUAUUAAUCCUAAUGAUCACAAGGAUUGUUUACCAAUGCCCUGGGUUAAUUGGAAUAUAAUUAGAGGCAUUUGGUGAACAAUUAUUAUUGUGAUCUCAUCUUUAUCCGGUGCAUUUUUAACGCUUUGCUCAAAUGUUUCACUUUUUAUGUGUCGACAGUUUUAAGGAAUGGUUUCCCAGUAGUUGCGGAUUCCGCGAUUUAAAGGGAGACGUGUCCUUUUUAUUUAUUUUUUUCCUUUUUAUCCUGUCCACUUUUCCAUCUUAUCUUUUUAUGUUUUUUGCUUCCAUAAAGUCGUAUUUUUUCUGCAAUUUUCUAGUCGUAGGCUAUAAUUCCUAUAACAAAGAAUUAACUGCAGAUUACGUUYCCUAAAUGGACUCUGUAACGUUAUAAGCAACAUACUUCAAAGAUUGMAGGAUAACGUAAUGGUCGUCCUUAAUAAAACUUGACUCAUAAAAAGUGCGACGUUUGAUUCGCURGUUUUUCGCACAACGGUUUUGUAUAUUGAUCUGCUUGUAUUGAAUCCUCGUUGCGCCGUGGUUGGAUAUGAUAAGCUUUAAUCCCCUUCAGCCUUGUGUACAUACGUAAGGGYGGCWYUGUUCGCCUUUCAAUUAUCCAUACGUCACUUCCGGGGAUGACUUAGUGCURCGUUCCUUGGAACGGGAUGCUACGUCACGAAUAAAUUAUUCUGUCAAAUAAAUAUUUUUAUCAAUAAAAUAUAGAGGCAUUUAUUCGAUUGAAGUUAGAAAGAAGGCAUGGUCCACUGGUAUUAGAUUAGAAAUUAAUACAGCAGCUUCAAUAGUGUUUACUAUGUAGAAUUAUAACCGACCGACCGUCCUGCCCGAUUCUCACAGUGUCUUCUCCUAGAUAAUCWAKWGRUGAGGUGCCCGCUUAAUAGGGGUUGUCCGUUUUACAGAGGUUUCAGUAGUUAAGUAACAAUCUGAAAUAAUGGUCGGUUACAUGAGGUAAAUUUCUUAUAUAGUAGAAGUGACUCCAUCGUUUUUGUUUAUCUAGGAUAGCAUUACUGUAUAUGGGACACCGCUCACGUAAUUCGCGACGAAAUGUCGGGCAGGGCGGCUGGAAGGUCGUUAAAAGAUCAUACUAUUGACUUUGAUUACAARGUCGCUCAGUCCUUUACCAUCGGUUACGCUCGCUUUACGAUGACAUAAACAACUGUUGCUUCAGCUAUGUUUAGCCCUUUGUAAACGGCCAUGUACGAAAAAAAAACGAAUUAUUGUCGUUCGCGCACAUGAAUGGUAUGUAAACCGUACAUGCAAUUUGAUGGCCGACCAUAGUGUGCUUUCUGCGCAUGUUCAUUAAUGCAUGGAAACCUAUAGCGAAGCUUUUCGUCGUCGUUGACAAGGGCGUGGUCGUUGGACAGGGCGUCGGGUAAUACUAACUGAUUACCACUAAAUUAUUCAGUGUUUUUGAUAAGUUUAAUUAAGCACUAUAUAUCACUUAAUUAAUUCCAAUGUAUAAAUUGUGCAGCUUUGACUACUCAAGGUUCAAUGUCGACCCUGUUAGUAUCAAACUGUUUCGAGUAUUUAUCUUGCAUUGAGGAUCGCUUCAACUUGAGCUGUUUUACUAGAACUCGGCAUAUGUUAUUUAAUAAUUAGUAAUAUAUAGACAAAUUGGCCAAUUCAAUGAAGAUCUAUAUAAUUUUUUGAAGUAUUAUUAGUUCUAGUGAACACRCGAGUUGAAUUGUUCUCAUAAAUCUUAUACUAUUACAUUUUACUUUGCUUAUAUCCCACUCAUUUAUUGAUGAUUUUGUUGUGUUUCGGGGCUUUUACGCUGUCCUCACYAAUACCAKCGAAACCUUAUUUGUUUGCAUUCCGACAAAAAGCGUGAAUCAACUGUAGUACUAUACUUUAGAAACUUUUAGGACUUUCUUGCCUCCAACGUUGUACAUGAACCAUUUAUAUAGUUCAUUGAAUUGUACAGUACUACACAGAUCGGACGUCAUAGCCCUUAUUUUUCUGACAAUUAAAUUAAUACAUACAUGAAUGCUCAAA
This is a messenger RNA of Exaiptasia diaphana, 3757 nucleotides long. Its product is annotated as insulin-like growth factor 2 mRNA-binding protein 2. The record is from RefSeq and is a predicted model, not a curated record. NCBI's taxonomy places the organism in Eukaryota, Metazoa, Cnidaria, Anthozoa, Actiniaria, Aiptasiidae. Gene Ontology annotation, cellular component: cytoplasm; nucleus; cytosol. Gene Ontology annotation, biological process: regulation of gene expression; nervous system development. Gene Ontology annotation, molecular function: mRNA 3'-UTR binding.